Ctenocephalides felis (cat flea) is the source of this 6087-nucleotide messenger RNA. RefSeq names its product sortilin-related receptor-like. Gene Ontology annotation, biological process: post-Golgi vesicle-mediated transport. Gene Ontology annotation, cellular component: Golgi apparatus; membrane. NCBI's taxonomy places the organism in Eukaryota, Metazoa, Arthropoda, Insecta, Siphonaptera, Pulicidae. The record is from RefSeq and is a predicted model, not a curated record. Gene Ontology annotation, molecular function: protein binding.
AUGACUUCUCCUUUGCCUUUGCUAUUAUAUAUUGAAAGAGCAGAACCAACGGACACAAGUACUGUUCUCACAGUGACCGCAUUGUCUCAGACAAAUGUGUUGAUUGGCAAUGUCCAAGAUUUCUUAGUUAGAGGAGACUUUAUGUUCGCCACCAGGAAAAACAACAAGAACAAUCUAGAACUAUUGAUUUCAUAUCGAAGAGCACCUUUCGUAGUAGCUCAUUUUUCAUCGGAAUUGAGUUUUCUUGCCAUCCAUGUGGCUGAUGUGACAGAUAGAAGACUGAUGGUAGUGGGUGUUCAUGGUGACACUGUAGCUCAUCUCUAUGUUUCUGAGAGCAAUGAAGAUUUCUCUAGAAUUAAUUUUGUUUUAAGCUUAGAAGGCAUUUUGUGCCAUGUUCCAAAUAGUACGUGGACUGACACCUGGCUGAGUGAUAUAGCAGAAGAAUCAUUUGCUGACUUAUAUCGUGUCGAGGGUCUCCUUGGAGUCUACAUUGCAUCUCGCGUUCUUUCUACUUCUACAUUCAAUAACAAUGCCACCAGUAGAGGCAGAACUCAACCAGUUAUAUCACCAGAACAUUUAUCCAGUGUGAUAACCUUCGAUCAUGGUGCUACUUGGCGACCGAUUUCUCCACCACGACGAGAUGACGAUGGACAUCCAAUCAAGUGCGAUACCAACCUGGGAUGUUCGUUGCAUUUGACACAGAAAUUUAGUCAGCUGUAUCCUGUUACUAGAUCGGUUACAAUACUCAGUUCCAAGUCCGCACCCGGCAUCAUCCUCGCCGCUGGUGUUAUCGGACGCUCUUUAAAAGGUCAUCGUGUAUUUUUAAGUCGAGAUGGCGGCCUUACAUGGAAGCAAAUUCUGAAAGACUAUUAUUUCUUCAAUUUUGGUGACCACGGUGGCGUUUUAGUCGCCGUAAAAUAUUUUAAGACGAGAGGCGAAACGAAACGUCUUUUAUAUUCUACUGAUGAAGGUGAUACUUGGAAGAGUGUCGAUUUCCAUUCAAAGGAUUUGAGAAUUUACGGUUUGAUGACGGAACCAGGGGAGAAUACUACUGUUUUCACUAUGUUUGGUUCAAGCCCUGGUCUACAUCAAUGGCAAAUUAUAAAGGUUGAUUUGGCAGCCGCUUUCGACCGUAUGUGCACGCCGGAAGAUUACAAAUUUUGGGCUCCAGGAGGUCUUUCUGGUGUCUCAGAAAUGGCAUGUUCUAUGGGAUCCAAAGAUACUUAUCAACGAAGGAUCCCAAGGGCUAAUUGCUAUAAUGGCAAAGAUUACUCUAGGCCAGUUAAUAAAGAAGUUUGCGAAUGCGGAGCUCACGAUUUUGAAUGUUCUCCAGGCUUUACUCGUAGUAGCCAACCAUUCCACUGCAUAAAAAAACCUGAACUAUCAGAGGAUCCGUUCGCUGUUCCCGCCACUUGCAGACCUGGACAAUUUUAUAAAAGGACUAAAGGUUAUAAAAAGAUUGAUGGAGAUGUCUGCUUGGGCGGAUAUGAGUACCUCUAUGAACCAGCCACAAUACCGUGUCCAUUUGCUCCAACAAGAGAAUUUUUAGUUAUGGCUCAACGAGAGAAAAUAAUUCGCAUAGACUUAUCUGCACCAACUAAUGGCACUGUAUUAAAGACAGGAAUUGAAGUUUUCCCUGUAGAUGGUUUGAAGAAUGUCAUAGCAAUUGAGUAUGAUAUGAAGAAUGAUUGUGUUUAUUGGGCCGAUAUUGUCAAUGAUACAAUUGGCAGACAGUGUUUGAGAAACGGAACUGAGGAGAGGGAAAUUUUGGUGGAGACUGAUUUAGCUAGUGUAGAAGGAAUGUCAUUGGAUUGGAUAUCUCGAUUAUUAUACUUUGUUGAUGGAAUGAGACAAAAGAUUGAAGCAAUACAUAUUGAUACAAAUGCUUUUGGACGAUUCCGGAGAACUAUUUUGGAUUCAAAGGUUCUUACAAAACCUAGAGGUAUUGUUGUACAUCCUGUGGCUGGCUAUAUGUUCUUUACUGAUUGGGAACCAGUUUCUCCAUCUAUAUCAAGAGCGAAUCUUGAUGGAACCGAAGUAACUCGGUUGUUUACUGCACCUGUUGUUAGUUGGCCCAAUGGAAUUACAGUAGAUCAUAUUGCUGAACGUAUAUAUUGGGUGGAUGCCCAAGAAGACUAUAUUGCCAGUAGUGAUUUGCAUGGAAAACAUUUUGAAAAAAUUAUGUCUGAAGAAGAACGAGUUACUCAUCCAUUUGCUGUAGCUGUUUUCAAACACACCAUGUAUUGGGAUGAUUGGAAAACCAGUGCUGUGUACAGUGCAGACAAAGAUCAUGGAUUACAGGUCCAAACAAUUGCUAGAGAUCUUCCUGGACUCAUGGAUCUGAAAAUCUAUGCCCACUCAAUACAAGAAGGUACAAGUGCUUGCUCUCCCAUGAGUAAUGAGACAAAACCGAAAUGCCCCUAUACUUGUGUUAGCAUGCCUAAAGGGCAAUAUAAGUGUUUGUGUCCUGAUGGAAUGGAUGAUAUAGGAGGAAAAUGUUUGUGUCCUGGAGGAUCUGCACCUUUUGCUAAUAACACAUGUCCACAGCAAGCAAAUACCUGCCGACCAGACCACUUUACUUGUUCGAAUGGUGUAUGCAUACCUCUUUCACUUAGAUGUGAUGGCGGACAAGACUGCGGGGAUGGAAGUGAUGAAUUAAAUUGCGCCUUGGCAAGCAAUGCAAGUGGUUGUGGUGUGAACAUGUUCCGUUGCCAGGAUGGAGGUUGUGUACCACGACAUUGGCGCUGCGACUCUGAUCGUGAUUGCAAAGAUGGUAGCGAUGAAGCUAAUUGCCAAUAUGCUGAAUGCUCUGCUGGUGAAUUUAGAUGUGGAAAUGGAAGGUGCAUCUCUUCAAAAUGGAAAUGUGAUGGUGAAGAUGAUUGUCGUGAUGGAACAGAUGAGAAAGAUUGCCCAUCUCGUGCUAAUGUCACAUGCAAAGCAGACGAAUUCAGAUGCAAUUCAACCAACACUUGCAUACCUAACUCUUGGCGAUGUGAUGCUGAUACUGAUUGCCCUGAUGCUUCUGAUGAAAAAGGUUGUGCCAAUAUUACUAUCACAAACAAUGGUACUUGUGAAGAAUGGCAAUUCACCUGCGCCGAUGGACUUUGUGUUUAUGCAACAUUCAGAUGUGACGGAGCUCCUGAUUGCAGGGAUGGAAGUGAUGAAGUAAAUUGCACCACGAUUUUGCCAGCCUUGGGACCAACUUAUACAGAAAAGCCACGUCCAAGUUUCCAGUCCCAAGAAAAUUGCGUCGAUUGGAUGUUCAAGUGUGCAGAAGAAAGAAAGUGCAUUCCAUACUGGUGGAAAUGCGAUGGGGUUAACGAUUGCGCUGAUGCAUCUGACGAACGGGGCUGCGGAGACCGAACAGGAAUAUCAUCAACUUUCAGGCCACAGACCACAUCUUCUACAUCUAAUAGGACAGGUCCAUCAACUACUAGUAGAUGUGUUGACCGUGAAUUCAAAUGUGAUUCUGGUGAAUGCAUACCCCAGUCUUACGUUUGUGAUGGUUAUCAAGAUUGCAGGAGUGGUGAUGAUGAAUUAAGAUGCCUUGUGUCUUCAAAUAAUCUGAGUGGUUGUAGUUUAUCAAGUUCUUCAGAAGAAUCUAGUGAGGAUGGUUCUCAUCACAAGGAAACUAAAGGUUUUAGAUGUAGAAUGGAUGGCACUUGCAUUCCCAAAGAAGUUGUUUGCGAUGGUCACGUUGAUUGUCCAGAUUCCAGUGAUGAACUUGGCUGCUUAAGCCAUAAUAAAACCGAGCAUACAAGUCAAGAAAAACAACCAACUUUGUGUUCACGUGGCUAUUUUGCUUGUGCUACUGGUGAAUGCUUGGCACAGACCAAAUUCUGUGAUGGCAAGCAGGAUUGCUAUGAUGGAUCUGAUGAAUCUAAUUGUGAAGGAAGAAAACGAGUAUACCAGAUUCUCCUUAUGGGCGUCGAAGAUCGCAGCAUUAACUCAUCCAGCUUGCUCCUCUACUGGUCUUUACCCAGAAAUACAAAAGAUGUAAAACUCGAAUUCUUACCCUCCAUUACCCCCAUCUCCAGCAAUCAAGAAACAUGGACAAACCACACCAGUUGGCUUGAGCAAUCUGAACACCGAUUUUUGAAUCUCAAACCAUACACUAAUUAUAACAUGACAGUUUAUGUCAGAGUAAAGAAAGUCGACAAAAGUGAUAAGAAAGGUGAUUCAAAUGGUGUAGAAGUUGCGCCUAUCAAAUUUGUCAAUGCCACUACAUCAGAAGGCAUUCCUGAUAGCCCAACUAAUGUGAAAUUACUUCAACAAAAUGGAUCAAAUAUUCAAGUCACUUGGGAAGAGUCUAAGAAUGUAAAUGGCAUAUUGAGAGGUUAUACACUAUUUGUGUCACCUCCUACACCACCAAGACAGUAUCAAAUACCUGCUCAAACAACAUCUUACACUGUUAGAGGUGAUUUCAAACCAGCAAUGAAAUAUACAUUCUGGCUUGUAGCUCGUAACACAUUAGCUUUAUCAGAAAACUCUAAUACUUCUGAAAUUGUUUUUGAUGGGGAUUCAGUGUUUAGUGAUCGCAUCAGAGGAUUACAUGUUGUUAACGUUGCUGGUGAUAAAGAUAGAGGAGUAUCGAGCAUAUCACUGUCUUGGGACCCUGUGAAAAAUGUUGAUGGCUACAGUGUGCAAAGAAUUUUACCUCUUCCAUAUCCAAAAUUGGAACCUGUAUUUGUUAAGAAGAACGAAAUUGUCAUCAAAAACGCUAGUCCUGGAGUUGAACACGCCAUUUCAGUUUCUGCAGUAAGGAAGCAAUAUCAUUCUAUGUCUAGUUCCAUAACUGUUGCCACUCCAGGAAGAAAUUUCCCAGAUGCUACAGCUAUUCAAGCUCGUCUUAUCAAGCCUGCAGCUGGCAGUAAAUCAGAAAUUGGUGUAGCUAAAGUUACAUGGGAGGCACCAGGAAAGGCAAAAUGGUGGUAUGCGGUUUAUUAUGGCAGAAACAUGCAGGAGCUAUUAGAAAAACCUCGUCUCAUAACCAAGAACCUAACCGCCACCAUCCGCGGAUUAGAGCACUGCUCCUCAUACUUUAUAGCAGUUGGUGUUUUAGCUGGUGAUGGUGCUUCAGGAACCUCAUCUGGUGACUUGGAUAGUUCUCUGGGAUCUCUUGGUGCACGAUGGGCUCCAGGACCUCUUAGUACAGCUGGUUCUGGCACUCUCGACACACCUUAUGAUCCAAAAGCUCCAGUCAGGGAUUUGAAAGCUACUGUUGUUGAGACUAAUGGAGUGGUGAAUAGGAAAGGAUUGCUCAUCACUUGGAAGCCGAGUUGUGAUGUUAUCACUCAACCCGUGGGAUAUGUGGCUGAAAUAAUAGAAUUGACCACCAACGAAACAUUCCGCUUCGAAUUGGCAGCAGUUUCCAACAGAACGCUUUCCCAUCUUGUGGAACCUGUAUUAUACGGCGCCAAUUAUCGGAUUCUCGUCAGAACUUCUGGUGAUGGAUUGACAUCGAAAGGUCCAGCCGCAGAUUCUGAAAUUACCGUACAAGGACCCCCAUUACCGGUUCCACAUCAACUGCAGAUGUGGAGGCAGAGGAACAGCUCUUUCUUGGUGCAAUGGAAAGAUGUCAAGAUGCCUGAUGAAAUUAGUUCCAUUAAAUUCAAAUAUGUGUUGUGGGUGUCGACAGGUAAACAGGUUGAUACAAAGACUGGCAAGAAUUAUACUCUAUCAGAAUCAACGUUAAUUCUUGAUUCUUUGGAAGAAGGACAGAUUUAUUCAAUGGCUGUGCAAAUCCAAACUGAACAAGGAAUGCUUUCUGAAUUAAGUGAAGUGGAAUCGAUUCAAGUACCAUUAGGAACGUGGUCGUUGUUCUCUUACGACGAAUCUAGUGGCAAUGGCGGUUCCACAUGGCGUGUGGCUGCACCAGUAUUGAUCCUGGUGACUUUAGCUGUAUGCACCGCCGCCGCUGUUCUCGUUUGGAGGCAUCGAAGGGCGCAGAAUAGUUUCACCAGAUUCGCAAAUUCUCAUUACGACACGAGGACUGGUGCUACUACUAUUGGCGCAGGAGGAGUUUUAGAUGACGAUGUUCCUGAUAUAAGGCCGUUCUCUGACGACGAACCUUUGGUUUUAGCGUAG